AAAAUUACCAGAUGUUACCACCCGGCUUCCAAAGAAAAGGAAACCGCAUGUGAUACUGUACUCCGUACCCAAUUUCGAAACACAAGAUAGUCUAACACAUUGCAUAUACAACCAGAACGACCUUAUAAACGAAACAUUCUCUGAGGAAGAAUUCAACAACCAGUUUUGUGUCAAAUUUGCCACAGGGAAGAGAGAUGCCCAAUACAAAAAUCGUGUUAUAGAAGUGUCACCAAAGCUUCGUAAGUGUCUACUCAUGAUAGGAAAGAUUAACAUUGAAUGGUCCCGCUGCAGAGUGGGUGACUUUUGCCCAGUUCUGCAGUGCUUCCGCUGUUGUGGCUAUGGACACUCUUCCAAAGAGUGUUCCCAAACGAAGAAUACAUGCAGCCACUGCAAUCAGGAACACACAUUCAAGGAGUGCCCCAAUAAAAACCAGAAGCCAACAUGCUGCAACUGCAACCAUGAUAAGUUAAAAAACACUGAUCACAAUGCAAGAGACAGCUCCUGCCCAGUAUACCAGCGAACAAGAUUGAACAUUAUCUCAAGGACUGACUAUGGAUCAGAGUAGCCAUAAACAUAUUAGUUUCCUGCAGGUCAACUUGGGCAGAGGCAUUGAUGCCACUUCCCUUCUUGCUGCUAAAAUCAAUAACUAUGACUUUAUCUUCAUACAAGAACCGUACUGCCAAAGGAACAUCCCUGCCUGCCUUCCCACCUCUUCAACAAUUGUCAAGGGUACUGAGGACUACCCUUGGGCUAUCACUGUCGUAAACAACAAAAACUUCCCGAUUCUCCUUCAUAAACAACACAGCAGCGAACACAUCGUAUGCAUCGAAACCAUCAUCAAUAAUAACAGUCUUAUCAUUAUCAAUGUAUACUGCCCUUACAAUAACAAUAUUCAUAGCUUUCUGGACCAUCUUCAAGACACCAUAAACAAUCUUCAAAACAACAACCUUCUUCUCGUCGGAGACUUUAACUCACACUCCCCUGCCUGGGGGGGUGACCGCCAGGAUAACAGAGGCGAUGCCUUGGAAAACUUUCUAGCCACUAACAAUCUGAUUCUUGUCAACGAUCCAUUCUCCCCACCAACUUUUUUUAGCUCCAGAGGUCAAAGCUGGAUAGAUAUCACCACUGCUUCUCUCGACCGCUCUAAUCUCAUUACAAACUGGAAGGUCCUCCAGGAUGUUUCGCUUAGUGAGCACGCUUACCUGCACUUUGAAAUGACCACCUCAACCAACAUCAGAGACAUCGACCCUUCGCUGCGUUACAACCUGUCUUGUGCCGACUGGGAAGGCUUCACUCACUUCCUCCAAACCAAGUUAACCAUUUAUAACCCCUUGGACUUGGAAGAUGCCCACAAUUUUAUUAACAACUCCAUCAAUAACAUAACUACUGCCUGCAAUCUUUUUAUCCCACGUACUUCCCUCCAUCGUAAGACCGUUCCCUGGUGGAAUACUGAUCUCACUGGCAUGCGAAACCACGUCAGGCACCUACGCAAGUCUUUUCAACGAUGCAGGAGAUUCUCACAUAUCGAAUGCGCUUUCAAAAAAUUUACCGAAGUCAAAUUGAUCAAAUAG
Messenger RNA from Centruroides sculpturatus (bark scorpion), 1571 nucleotides. RefSeq lists its product as uncharacterized. NCBI's taxonomy places the organism in Eukaryota, Metazoa, Arthropoda, Arachnida, Scorpiones, Buthidae. The coding region runs from base 552 to 1571 and encodes 339 amino acids. The transcript has 2 exons. Gene Ontology annotation, molecular function: catalytic activity. The record is from RefSeq and is a predicted model, not a curated record.